UUUCAGGGCUGUAUGCUCCAGGCCUCAAUGAGGAGCCCAAACAUGGAGACCUUCAAGCAGCAGAAGGUGGAGGACUUUUACGACAUCGGAGAGGAGCUGGGGAGCGGCCAGUUUGCCAUUGUGAAGAAGUGCCGGGAAAAGAGCAGCGGGCUGGAGUACGCAGCCAAGUUCAUCAAGAAGCGGCAGAGCCGGGCCAGCCGGCGGGGCGUGUGCCGGGAGGACAUCGAGCGGGAGGUGAGCAUCCUGCGGCAGGUGCUGCACCCCAACAUCAUCACGCUGCACGACGUCUUUGAGAACCGCACCGACGUGGUGCUCAUCCUGGAGCUAGUGUCCGGAGGAGAGCUCUUUGACUUUCUGGCCCAGAAGGAGUCACUGAGUGAGGAGGAGGCCACCAGCUUCAUUAAGCAGAUCCUGGACGGAGUGAACUACCUUCAUGCAAAGAAAAUUGCUCACUUUGAUCUCAAGCCAGAAAACAUUAUGUUGUUAGACAAGAAUAUUCCCAUUCCACACAUCAAGCUAAUUGACUUUGGCCUGGCUCAUGAAAUAGAAGAUGGAGUUGAAUUUAAGAACAUUUUUGGCACACCAGAAUUUGUUGCUCCAGAAAUUGUGAACUAUGAGCCUCUGGGCCUGGAGGCUGACAUGUGGAGCAUAGGCGUCAUCACCUACAUCCUCCUAAGUGGAGCAUCCCCUUUCCUGGGAGACACGAAGCAGGAAACGCUGGCAAAUAUCACAGCGGUGAGUUACGACUUUGAUGAGGAAUUCUUCAGCCAGACCAGCGAGCUGGCCAAGGAUUUCAUUCGGAAGCUUCUGGUUAAAGAGACCCGGAAACGGCUCACAAUCCAAGAGGCUCUCAGACACCCCUGGAUCACGUCCAAAGGAGAAGUCAGAGCCCCAGAACAACGGAAGACAGAGCCCACCCAGCUGAAGACCAAGCGCCUGAGAGAGUACACCCUCAAGUGCCACUCAAGCAUGCCUCCCAACAACACCUACAUCAACUUUGAGCGCUUUGCUCACGUGAUGGAGGACGUGGCUUUGGUAGACCGGGGAUGCCAUGCCCUGGCAGGGACCCAUGACACCAUCCAGGAUGAUGUGGAGGCCCUGGUCUCCAUCUUCAAUGAGAAGGAAGCUUGGUACCGAGAGGAGAGCGAGAGCGCCCGGCACGACCUCUCCCAGCUCAGGUACGAGUUCCGCAAAGUGACAUCCUUGAAGAAGCUCCUGCGAAAAGACAUCCAGGCCACAGGGUCCAGCCUCGGAAGCAUGGCCAGGAAGUUGGACCAUCUGCAGGGGCAGUUUGAAGCUCUGAGGCAGGAGCUCUCAGCAGACCUACAGUGGAUCCAGGAACUGGUGGGCAGCUGCCAGCUGGAGAGUGGGAGCCCAGAUGGCCUGGGCUCCGUGUUCUGCCGGGACACCAGGGAGCCCCUAGCGGAGCUGUGCAGCAGAUCAGGCAGCGAAGAAGUCUUGGCCAGCUUGAAGCUCUGAGCACCAGAAUCGAGUCAGUAAUGCCUCCUGGAUGGCUUGCAGAAGGAUGUUACAACUGCCCUGCUGGGCAUCAGCUAGAAUUAUCCUGCAAGGAUGUAUGUCUGUAGCAUAGACUUCCACCCCCUUCCCAGAAUGCAGAAUCAUGGAGGAGCUAGCGA
Miniopterus natalensis is the source of this 1637-nucleotide messenger RNA. It is a transcript of the gene DAPK2, whose product is annotated as death associated protein kinase 2. Gene Ontology annotation, cellular component: cytoplasm; nucleus. Gene Ontology annotation, biological process: positive regulation of apoptotic process; intracellular signal transduction; protein phosphorylation. The record is from RefSeq and is a predicted model, not a curated record. NCBI's taxonomy places the organism in Eukaryota, Metazoa, Chordata, Mammalia, Chiroptera, Miniopteridae. Gene Ontology annotation, molecular function: ATP binding; protein serine/threonine kinase activity.